UGACAGAUGCAAAUGAUUGUCAGCAACAGCAAUUCCAGCUCACCGACUCAAAUCACUCCCGUAGCGAUCCCAUUCUCGUCUCUCCUCCUCCUCUACUCCGCCCGAGCCCUUCCAGAUCGGUGUCCCUUCCGCGUAUCUACUUUGCUCCGACGAUGGCGUACCUCGCCAAAUCGCUUUCCAAGCUCGACGUCGGUGAAGAUUGGGUCGCGUCCGCUCCUCCGGGCCUCGGGAAGAACCUCUUCGUCCUGUCUCCCGACCAGGUGGAACUGGCGAAGCUGCUAGUGGAGAUGGGGCAGAGUCACGUGUUCGAGCACUGGGCGGAUCCUGGUGCCGAUGAUGAUCAGAAGAAGGCCUUGUUCGAGCAGGUGGCUAGGCUCGAUACAAGUUAUCCGGGAGGCUUGGCAUCGUACAUUAAAACCGCGAGGGAACUCUUGGCAGAUUCAAAAGCAGGAAAGAACCCAUUUGAUGGCUUCACACCUUCAGUUCCAAAUGGAGAGGUUUUAACUUUUGGCGAUGAGAACUUCAUCAAUUUUGAGGAGACAGGCGUGAGGGAAGCUCGAAAAGCUGCAUUUGUCCUUGUUGCUGGUGGACUUGGGGAACGCCUUGGAUACAAUGGAAUCAAGGUAGCUCUUCCAGCAGAGACUACUUCAGGGACAUGUUUCCUGCAGCAUUACAUUGAAUCGAUUCUUGCUUUACAAGAGGCUAGCUGUACAUUGGCUGAAGAUGGAUGUGCCACCCAGAUUCCCUUUGUUAUCAUGACAUCUGACGAUACUCAUGCACGGACCUUACAGCUGUUGGAAUCAAAUGGUUAUUUUGGAAUGCAACCUUCUCAAGUUAAACUUCUGAAACAGGAAAAAGUUGCAUGCUUGGCGGAUAAUGAUGCAAGGCUUGCACUGGAUCCGCAAGAUAACUACAAAAUCCAGACCAAACCUCAUGGGCAUGGUGAUGUUCAUGCACUUCUUUACUCUAGUGGCCUUCUGAAUUUGUGGCAUGAUGCUGGUAUGAAAUGGGUCAUCUUUUUCCAAGAUACAAAUGGACUUCUGUUUAAGGCAAUCCCAGCAUCUUUGGGUGUCAGUGCCAUCCGACAAUUUCAUGUCAACUCUCUUGCUGUUCCCCGAAAAGCUAAAGAAGCUAUUGGAGGAAUUGCCAAACUUACUCAUGCAGAUGGGAGGACGAUGGUGAUAAAUGUGGAAUACAAUCAGCUGGAUCCCUUGCUUAGAGCAACUGGUUAUCCGGAUGGAGAUGUGAAUGAUGAGACCGGUUUUUCUCCUUUCCCAGGGAACAUAAAUCAAUUGAUUUUGGAACUCGGUACAUACAUUGAAGAAUUGAAAAAAACAGGAGGUGCCAUAAAGGAGUUUGUUAAUCCAAAGUACAAAGAUGCCAGCAAAACUUCAUUUAAGUCCUCUACCCGACUCGAAUGUAUGAUGCAGGACUACCCAAAAACAUUACCUCCAACUGCAAGAGUUGGGUUCACGGUGAUGGAUGCAUGGGUUGCCUAUGCACCAGUCAAGAACAAUCCUGAAGAUGCUGCAAAGGUUCCGAAAGGAAAUCCAUAUCAUAGUGCAACUUCUGGAGAAAUGGCUAUAUAUCAGGCAAACAGCCUUAUUCUUAGAAAGGCUGGUGCUCAAGUAGAUGAUCCUGUGACGCAAGUUUUCAAUGGGCAAGAGGUGGAGGUAUGGCCUCGAAUUGUAUGGAAGCCAAAAUGGGGGCUGACUUUCUCGGACGUAAGAAGAAACGUCAGUUCAAGCUGCUCUGUUUCUCAAAAGUCCACGCUGCUCCUUAAUGGGUGUGAUAUUUUCAUUGAGGAGCUCUCCUUGGAUGGAGCUCUCAUCAUCAAUGCUGGAGAAGAUGCAGAGGUUACAGUGAAAGCUAGGGUUGAGAACAAAGGGUGGAUCCUCGAAAGUGUUGAUUACAAAGACACUUCGGUGCCCGAAGAAAUCAGGAUCAGGGGCUUCAGGAUCGACAAAGUUGAGCAUCUGGAGAAGACCUUCGACGGGCCUGGCAAAUUUUGCUUAGAGGUUUGAGAGGAGGGUGGUAAUAAUAAAUCAGGACAAAAUUUUCUUUCUCCGGACUUCUUACUGAAAACAGAUGUAAUCCUAGAUAAGGCAAAUGAUAUUUUGAGUUCACUUGUUGUCUGUUAAGAAAGAAACGUAUAUCCGUGAUGGUACUUUUUCCAAUUUAUGAGCAUGUAAAUAUUUGUUUCU
Messenger RNA from Rhodamnia argentea, 2204 nucleotides. RefSeq names its product UDP-sugar pyrophosphorylase. The transcript has 17 exons. Bases 153 to 2024 code for a protein of 623 amino acids. Gene Ontology annotation, biological process: UDP-N-acetylglucosamine biosynthetic process. The record is from RefSeq and is a predicted model, not a curated record. Gene Ontology annotation, molecular function: UDP-N-acetylglucosamine diphosphorylase activity. Lineage: Eukaryota; Viridiplantae; Streptophyta; Magnoliopsida; Myrtales; Myrtaceae.